Mirounga angustirostris (Northern elephant seal) is the source of this 4939-nucleotide messenger RNA. It is a transcript of the gene MKNK1, whose product is annotated as MAPK interacting serine/threonine kinase 1. The transcript is spliced from 13 exons. Gene Ontology annotation, cellular component: cytoplasm; nucleus. Bases 2585 to 3850 code for a protein of 421 amino acids. Gene Ontology annotation, biological process: intracellular signal transduction; protein autophosphorylation; peptidyl-serine phosphorylation. Gene Ontology annotation, molecular function: ATP binding; calmodulin binding; calcium/calmodulin-dependent protein kinase activity. The record is from RefSeq and is a predicted model, not a curated record. Lineage: Eukaryota; Metazoa; Chordata; Mammalia; Carnivora; Phocidae.
AUUGGUUAGCCCAGUGAUGGGUAUUAAGGAGGGCACAUAUUGCAUGGAGCAUUGGGUGUUAUACCCAAACAAUGAAUCAUGGAACACUAUAUCAAAAACUAAUGAUAUACUGUAUGGUGACCAACAUAAUAAAAUUUUAAAGAAAAGAGAGAAGUAAAUGUCUGGGCUCCGUCUUCCCCUCCUCAUUGCCUCCUCCUCAGCCUCCCAUUUCUCAGUCUUGGCUCUUCCUUAAGAGUGUCUGCCCCCUUCCUUUGAUUUUGUCAGGUCUCCAUUAUUUGGGGGCCUCCACCAGCUGGCGACUGAGGAGGUGACACAACAGAUAAUUGUACUCCUUAGGUUGUUCUCACCACUCUUCCUUCUCUGGAAAGCCCUUGUGACUGAGGGAAAUAACUCUUAUAGGUUGGGAAAAGGAGUGAACCAUAGACUUUGAAAAGAACUCUGGAGGACUCGGGAAAGGAGCAUGAAGUACAUUUGCUGAGCUGAGUUAGCCAGCAAAGUUGUGUUCUUAGGGGGAAAAUGAUCAUCUUGGGUAUCACAUGCCAGAUGCAGGAGCUGCUCAGUUCUCUAUAGGCUCCACCAAAACAUGGAGAACAGAUCUGCUGCUUUGGGGGGCAGUGUGGCUCAUAAGACUUUUUGGAGAAGUGACAGUUCUUUCAGAGGUGGGCCUUGGGGUCACCGGUGGGGAGAACAGUGGAUGAAGGGUACUUAAUGUGUUGGGAAUAUCUGUUGCUAUUGCAGUCCCACUGCGAUAGGUGAGACUCCUCGGCCCCUCCUCAACGGCUCUGGGAGUUCUCUCGAAUUCACACUGACCGGCCAUGCUGCCUCUCUUCAGCCUUAGCACACGCUCUUUCUCCGUCCUUCUCCCCAGGCCUCGCCCUGGCCAGUUCCCACUCAUCCUUCAGAUGGCAGCUUAGCUGUCCCUUCCUCUAGUUACUAAGCUGAAUUUGAUGCCUGUCUUCUGCUCCACAGCACCUGGUACUUGCUGGCCAUAAGGCACUUGUCCCACUCUACUGAAAUUGUUUUAUAUGUCAGUGGAUUUAAAUUCCUAAGGGCAGAGAGACUGUCUUCUCUUGUAUUCUUACUGUCUAGCACUGGACAAUCCAUAGAUGCCCAGUAAAUACAGUAUUUGUUGAAUGAGUAACUCAUCAGUGCUUUCACAUCAUGUCUUCUUUGACCCUCACCACAGCCUCGUGGUGCAGGCAGCCCAGGCCUCUGACCUCUUUUGGUAUCUCAAGAAACUGAUACUUAGAGAAGCUAAGCAAGCCGCCAGAGUGCACACAGUGGUGGGGAGCCAGGAUUUAAACUGGUAUCUUGCAGGCUCAAAUGCUCAUUACAUCAUUUUGUUUUUUUACAAGGUUUUUCCUUUAAAAAAAAUAGCAUUUAAAAAAAUUAAAAUUAAAAUAGUGUUUGUUGUUUUCAAGGCACCAAUAUUCCUGAAAUGUUUUUUCCUCACUGAUCAUUGGAUUUCAGUAGAGAGAAAUCUAGAUAUGAUUUUAAAUACCGUAUAUUCAGAUUCUAAAUUCCAGUGUCUAUUGGAGAAAAAUUAUUGUGUAUUUUAUUGAAAAUAAAACUUGGCUAAAAUAAUAAUAGCAUUAAAAAGUAAUACAUUUCAUUGUAUCAAAUUUGGAAAAUGCUGAAAAAUAUAAAGCAGAAAAUAAAAAUCACCCCAUCACACGAAGAAAACUACUAUAGAUUAGAAAUGUCCUGGAUGCAAAAGGUAGCAUUGAGCUUGAAUCCCAGUUAAACCACUGGCACUAACCAGAUGUUUGGUGUUUAGUAGAUUGUUUAACCUCUGAGCCUCGGUUUCCUCACCUGAAAUAUAACAAAAUAUUUACCUUGAGGGAUUAUUGUAAGAAUUAGAAUUAUUAUAAUGUAUGUAAAAUACAUAGCAUGGUGCCUGGCGUAUAUUAGGCACUCUUUCAAGUUGUAGUAGUAUUAACAUUUUUGUGUAUUUCUGUCUAAUAUGUCUACAUACCUGUGCAUACUCAUAAUUUUUAAGAUGUAUUCAUUUAUUUUAGGGAGAGCAAGCGAGUAGGGUGGGGAGGGGCAGAGGGAGAGGGAGAAAGAGAAUCCCCAGCAAACUCCCCGCUGAGCGUGGAACCCAAUGCGGGGCUCGGUCUCACGACCCUGAGAUCAUGAUCUGAGCUGAAAUCAAGAGUCGGACGCUUAACCAACAGAGACACCCAGGUGACCCAUACAUAUAUGUUUCUCCUGCACAUUUAUAUCAGGUAUGUCAUUGGGUCCUCACAGGGUUGCUGAAAAGGGCGGAUAUUAUUUUAAAACCUGUUCUGUAGAUGAGAAGGCUGAGACUCUAAGAGGCAAAGUAACUUGGCAUAGCCUUGGUGCCAUGUCUGCUAAUAUCUGAGGCAGGAUUUUCACUCUGGUCUCCUGUUGCCAAGCUCAUGUCCUUCCCUGUCAACAGUGUGCUUCCUUUCCAGCUCCACCUCCACCAGUACACGGAUGGUAGACCACCGAGUCCUAACCAAGGGGAAGUUUCAAAAACAACUCUCCUUCAACAAGUUCUGUUUCCAAGGAAAAUCUUAACCAUUUGUCCCUUCUGGCGUACCCUCUUCCAUUGAAAUCCAUGCAGAAUAGACCAGAGAUGGGCAGCAGUGAACCCCUUCCCAUUGCAGAGGGUGACAAGAGGAAAAAGAAGAAGCGGAAGGCCCGGGCCACUGACUCCUUACCAGGGAAGUUUGAAGAUAUGUACAAGCUGACCUCUGAAUUGCUUGGAGAGGGAGCCUAUGCCAAAGUUCAAGGUGCUGUGAGCCUGCAGAAUGGCAAAGAGUAUGCGGUCAAAAUCAUCGAAAAACAAGCAGGGCACAGCCGGAGUAGGGUAUUUCGAGAGGUGGAGACGCUCUAUCAGUGUCAAGGAAACAAGAACAUUUUGGAGCUGAUUGAGUUCUUUGAAGAUGACACAAGGUUUUACUUGGUCUUUGAGAAAUUGCAAGGAGGCUCCAUCCUGGCCCACAUCCAGAAGCAGAAGCACUUCAAUGAGCGAGAAGCCAGCCGAGUGGUACGGGAUGUGGCCACUGCGCUUGACUUCCUGCACACCAAAGGCAUCGCUCACCGCGAUCUGAAGCCGGAAAAUAUACUGUGUGAGUCUCCAGAAAAGGUGUCUCCGGUGAAAAUCUGUGACUUUGACUUGGGCAGUGGGGUGAAGUUGAACAACUCCUGCACCCCCAUAACCACACCAGAGCUGACCACUCCAUGUGGCUCUGCAGAGUACAUGGCCCCGGAGGUGGUGGAGGUCUUCAGGGACGAGGCCACCUUUUACGACAAGCGCUGUGACCUGUGGAGCCUGGGCGUAGUCCUCUACAUCAUGCUGAGCGGCUAUCCCCCCUUCGUAGGUCACUGUGGGACCGACUGUGGCUGGGACCGGGGAGAGGUCUGCAGGGUGUGCCAGAACAAGCUGUUCGAGAGCAUCCAAGAAGGCAAGUAUGAGUUUCCUGACAAGGACUGGGCACACAUCUCCAGCGAGGCCAAAGACCUCAUCUCCAAGCUCCUGGUUCGAGAUGCAAAGCAGAGACUGAGUGCUGCCCAAGUUCUGCAGCACCCUUGGGUGCAGGGGCAAGCUCCAGAAAGGGGACUCCCCACGCCGCAAGUCCUCCAGAGAAAUAGCAGCACGAUGGACCUGACGCUCUUCGCAGCUGAGGCCAUCGCCCUUAACCGCCAGCUUUCUCAGCGCGAGGAAGACGAGCUGGCAGAGGAGUCCGAGUCGCUGGUCGAGGGCCUCUGCUCUGUGAGGCUCUCCCCUCCCUGCAAGUCGCGCCUGGCCCGCCGGAGGGCCCUGGCCCAGGCAGGCCGCAGAGGCGACCCGGAACCGUGCCCAACUCCCGCCGCACUCUGACCCACUCCGGCCACGGCUUCCCGGACCUCGGCCCGCCCGGUGCAGCCAAAGUCUGCAGAGCACGCAGAGGAAGCUGCUCCGUGGCCCCCCGUCCUGGCCAAGGCCCUGAGGUUCCCACCCAACCCCCCAUCUCCCCGGAGUCUUCAAGGGAAAAGCUCCAUCCGGAGGGGUUAUCUUUGAAAAGGAAAGCAAUCACUUGUCACUUUGCAUAAUCGCCUGCGGCAGGGACAUCUCUGCCGGGCUCCCGCCCACCUGCUCACCCGCCUGCAGAUCCAGGAUCCGCCUGCUCUCCUGGGCGGGCGGGCAGCAGCGGGCUGGGGCUGCGGCCUUCAGGGAGCCAGGAUUGAGAAGCGGCAGUUGACAGAGGCUCUUGACUCUCCCUACACUGUCACUGCCCCCCCCCACCCCCCGCUGGUCCUUCCUUUGUCCUCCGGAUGUCCUCCCCUCGGCUGAGUGAAGCCAUCCCCUCAAUUCAGGAAAGGGCAGGGAGCCUUCCGCGUUCAGGAGGCCAGAUCGGUCUUCCAGUCUGUGGUACGGGAGAAGCACAUAAUCUUUCUUUGCUGGGACCAAAACGUGUCCCUCAUUUAUCAUCCUCUUCCUUGUUUGGGAUUGCUGCUGAAGUCCGUAUUAUUUCGUUUAAAAAAAUGUUUGUUUUUUUAACCAUGCACUUGCAGCAAAGAUGGGACUUUAAACUCCCACUGCAAGCCAGCGGAUUUUCCAGAACAUGUCAUGGCGUGCUCUUCCUUGAAUGUCCAUGCAUGUGGAAGGUUUUAUUCAGCUGUUUCCUGUUAUUCUAAUUGGUUUUAAGCUGUUAAGAUGACGAGUGACUUAGAGGCUGUGUCUGCUGGAGGGCAGCACCAGUCCAGGGCAGUUAGAAGGGGCUCCGUGCCCGAUGUAGCACCAGAUCGCAGGCAGCCCUGGUCCGAGCCAUGUGCCGGCCUGCUGCCAGAGAGCCUGAGGGCGCAUCUGGUCCCCCGAGAAGCCGAGCUGCCCAGCUGCCUAAAGAAAAUGGAUCUGUACAAGUCAGACAGACACACAGCAGUGCUAUUAUACAGUGUGCUUGUUUUAAUAAAACUGUUUUAAAUUCUA